AUGGCCCAAUUAAACUACCGCACAAUCAACAUCGAUGUUCUCGAUCCCGAGUCAUCCGCCAACUUCCCCAUGGACACCCUCCUCCCCAGCACCCUCCCCGAACCAACAACCUCUGGCGGCGCAGCUUCAGUCGCGCAGCAAGUGCGCCAGAUGCUCCGCGGAGGGGAUCCCGAGGGCGCUCUUAGCCAUGUCUUGGAUACAGCGCCACUUAGCGGCGAUGCGCAGGCAAAGGAGGUGCAUUUGGCGACGGUGAUUGAGGUUCUGCAGGGGAUUCGGCAGGGCGAGAUGCUCAAGGUUUUGGAGGGUGUGAUUGCCGGCGAAGGUGGCACGGAACGUGCUGAUUGUCUGAUGAAAUACAUCUACAAAGGUAUGGCAGUGCAGUCGUCGACUGGCGGUACCCAAUCGCCUUCCUCGCGCAAGACUCUCUCCCCUCAGGGUACCGGCUCGGGCUUUACACAGGUACAAUCACGAAACUUUGGAGAAGGCGGCGGUGGUCAACAAAUGAGCGUGCUGUUGAGCUGGCAUGAGAAACUGGUCGAAUUGACCGGCCAUGGGACAAUCGUGCGUGUCCUCACCGACCGUCGGACUGUUUAG
Messenger RNA from Talaromyces rugulosus, 594 nucleotides. RefSeq lists its product as uncharacterized. The transcript has 2 exons. Gene Ontology annotation, biological process: Arp2/3 complex-mediated actin nucleation; regulation of actin filament polymerization. Gene Ontology annotation, cellular component: cytoplasm; actin cytoskeleton; Arp2/3 protein complex. Lineage: Eukaryota; Fungi; Ascomycota; Eurotiomycetes; Eurotiales; Trichocomaceae. The coding region runs from base 1 to 594 and encodes 197 amino acids. Gene Ontology annotation, molecular function: actin filament binding. The record is from RefSeq and is a predicted model, not a curated record.